Messenger RNA from Pseudovirgaria hyperparasitica, 1841 nucleotides. RefSeq lists its product as uncharacterized. The record is from RefSeq and is a predicted model, not a curated record. Bases 72 to 1781 code for a protein of 569 amino acids. The transcript has a single exon. NCBI's taxonomy places the organism in Eukaryota, Fungi, Ascomycota, Dothideomycetes, Acrospermales, Acrospermaceae.
GUUUUUAGUGCUGAUGUUUUCAGCUACAAAUACACGCUUUCCAAGAGGAUAACAUCGAACAUGCUAAGAGGAUGCUCUGGUCCAUAAUCGGCCAUCCACAUCAGGGGCAUAGCAUUUUACUUGGCCACGUUCCGACAGUACACAGGGCUAUCAUACAUGUCUCAUCCCCUCAGCAUGCGCUUUCCUAUAAAGACCGGUCUCAUCCACAGGGACGGUGGGUACUACCGGUGACCCGAAAAUCGCAUACAAACCCGAGUUUGGAGCCUCUUAAUCCCAUACAGAAGAAUACUAGCAGCCGCGAGGCUCUCGUCAACAUGAUUCGGACGGCUCGAAUACCACUGCUUCGCAACAGACAGGAGAAUGGAAAUCCUAGGGGUAAGACUUGGGAUCCAAACGUUUUCCAGGAGGCAUUCGCAGAUUUUGGACACGUCCUCCACCCAAUUACCGAUCGCGUGACCCAUGAAUCGCUAAUGCGUGAGCUCGAAGAGCGCCGAAUUUCCCACAGGACUUUCUCAUAUACGACUCCGACGAUAUCCAGAGUUCUAGCAAACCUCACUUCAAGGAAUCCGCCGGCACUCCUUUCAGACAAUCGUCUUGUGUUGCAGCUCAUCCCAAACCCAGCGGACAAGAAGCACCAUAUCACAGUCAAUAAUCCUCGUGGUAAGCAGUAUCCGCGAAUUGAAAUGCUUUGGGAUGUUAGCGAUAAAAGCGAUCCCCGAUUCAAAGAGAUUCGAGCUUUCAUCGGGCAAGAUAUGGCAGACUACUUGCUUCCUGGCCACGCUAUAGAUGUACGAGUCACACGACGCGAAUUCUGUAAGUCCAACGCAAGGAUCAUGGAAAAUCGGGACGUGCAAAAUUUUGUUGAAGUUGUAAAUUCGUCUCUCGUAUCUGGGGCCUUGCUUAGCGCUCCACCCAGCAUAAAACUACGCGUUCCCGAGUGGUUUGCUAGUUCGGCCCACUUACAUGUCAACGACUAUCUUCAGAAUAUGAGCGUUGGCACCACAAUUCCAAUCAUGUACGUACCCGUCGGCUUCGAAUAUCGACAGCGUAUGUCUUUUGAUAUCUCGAUCCAUCCAUUGUCAUUCACGACAAGUAUUGGUGGCGCAACGGGCGGUAAUCAUGGGCGGCUGAGCCUCUCACUUGGUCCUAUAUCGGAGCCUGACAUCGAAGGCCCGAACAGAGAUGCUGCCGUAGUCAAUGAUGGCGUGCGAGACAUGCAGCCCGAUCCAAUGGCCGGUCAGACAGUCGAUGCUACAGAGGACUUCAUCGACUCGGUUUUCAACCUCGCAGAUCUGAUUGACGAGACUACCAGAGACAUCCCAGACAGAAAGGACAGUGUGCUCACAAAUUCCCCCGUGACAUCGUCGCCUUCAAGCUCAGCAUGGGCUGCCCCCAGGCAAGGGGUCGCAGAGCACAAUGGAGAACAGCCCAAUUCAGACCUGCCAUUCAUACCAGAUGACGACAAAUCCAAUGGAAUUAUAGAUGAGCGUUUCGACGAGGGAAAUAUCUCUGAUCUAGAUGAGGAGGAACCUAUGCAGCUCAACGACGAGGCGAGCUUGCAGAAGACGAAUUUGAGGAAUGCAGCUGAUGAAGACCCGCUUGAGCCUGGUGAGGACGAGUCGCAAAUAAUCGAGGAACGGGAAAAGCCACUCGAAUCUGUGGAGGUCUUUCCGAACUUACGUGAAGAGACAGAGAUAACAGAGCCGGAACGGAGUAGAGAAGCCACCGAAACAAUCGACGGCGAAGCAGGCGACCUAAAAGUCAAAACUGCACAUGGGUAGACAGUAUAUAAUUUCGAGGAUCAAAGCGAAGCGUCGAUGGCCAAGGCAGAAGAGAGUUAU